CGGACAAUGAACCAAGUAAAUAUUUUGAUUUAGCUGUGUUCGCCAGUAAAGUGUGCUAUAGGUGUCGGUAUGUAGAUUAAGGUGAAGAAAAUACAACGCUGGCGUUUGCGACGGCUGCAGCGACAGCGGUGUAAUGACUACGUCUUCGUGACAGUGUAACCGCUGCAAUGGAACAAAAUGCGAAAUUUAUCACUGUUUAUUUGUGUACUGAUAAAGUUCUACAGAUUGACAUAACAGCUUCACCAACAGCAGAAGACGCUUGCGUAGAAAUAUGUAAACAGAUUGGAGUAGGCCCCGUUGCUAGGUAUCUUUUUGCUCUGAAGCUUCGGGACACCAAAUUUUUCUGCCCUGAUUAUAGGACUUUGUGUGAAAAUGAACAGUACGAGUUUCGUAUUAGAUUUAAAGUACCUAGUCUUUCACGAUUAAGGAAGGUUGACAUUAAAGCCUAUGACUAUUACUUCAAUCAAGCCCGACAAGAUGUGAUGAACAAUAAAAUUCCAGACAUCAGCUACGACAAGUACAAAUGGGAACUUGUUGGCUUAGGUGUAGCUGAUAUGUACAGGGUGAUGCUUGAGACAGGUGUAGAUAGAGACAAUGUAGAAAGUGAUUACAAGAAAUAUAUACCCAAAGAAGUGGUUAAGCAUCAUAUGUUUUUUAUUAAAAGACCAAUACAUGAAUCUUUAUGUCAAAUUAGUAAUGGUAGUAGCAAACAUGAUGCAUGGUAUGUGAAAGGUGAAUAUCUAAAACAGUUUGAGGAAAUGGCCCCCAAUUACUUGACUGAAGAGUACAAGGCGUUAAUGGAUGAGGGUGGCUCUAUUGUCGCAGUGUGGAUGAAAAUAAACCCAUUCCACAAAGAAAUGCCUGGAAUUUCAUUCCGGUAUGAUGGAAAGAAACAGUGGUCACAUCUCUGUGCAAUAGAUGAUCUUUGUUUUAUAUCAGUCAGAAGUGAUCGUACAAUAGAAAUAUCAAGAAAAACAGGAAUACCUUCAUACUUAAAAUUUCAGUCCACUCCUAUGUUACUUUCAUUUGUAAGCCUCCUGGAUGGUUAUUAUCGAUUGAUGGUGAAAUGGACUUUCAACUUGUGUAAAGAUGUUCCAACACCAUCACUGAAAAGGCUGUACAUGCUGAAGUGCCAUGGUCCUGUUGGAGGAGAAUUUUCGUAUGCGAAGUUACAAGAAAAGAGGAACAACAAAGCUGGUUGCUUUAUUUUGAGAGAAAGUGAAACCAAGUAUAAUGUCUACUAUUUGGAUGUCUGCACAACAGAAAGCUUGAAACCGAAAACAUACAAAAUUGAGAAACUGGGAAAUGAACGAUAUUAUUUCAGUAAAGACGAGAAAGAAUAUAAAUCUAUACCUCAACUUGUUGCUGCUUACCGAUCAACUUCUGAGGGCUUAUGUCUUCUGGAAUGUAUUCCUCCAUCAGAAUAUGACAAGUCUCAGUUACUACUGUGCAAAUUGGAUUAUAUGACUGUGGAAGAUUUAUCUGGGGUAAACUUGGAAGAAGAACUGAAGUCAAGUCCACCACAGUGCAUUGACGUGAAGACCCUUCAAGUUUACAAAAAUCAGAAGAAAGAAGGCAGGAGUGGAAUCUGUAUUGUAUAUAGAACUAUAUGGAAAGUAUCGAAAGGAAAGAAGAUUGAAGUUGCAAUGAAGAUUCUGAAGCAGGAAUCACGUGACAAGUAUAUAAAGUCAUUCAUGGAACUCGCUGGGCAGUGGGCAUUCCUCCAUUCAAAUGCAAUUGUCAGACUGUAUGGUGUUACAAUGAGCAGCCCACUUGCCAUGGUAAUGGAGUACCUGCCUGCUGGACCAUUGGAUGCCUACUUGAGAGAACAUAAGGCAGAUAUGAAACAAGUUGACUUAGUGGAAGCUGGUUCCUAUCUUGCCACUGCCUUGUGGUAUCUGGAAGAGCGUGGAGUAGCUCAUGGAAAUAUUAGAUGCUGGAAGCUUCUAGUUCACACUCACAAUGAAAAUACAUUUUUGGUGAAACUGGCAGAUCCUGGACUCUUUGAAUACUCAUCAUCUGAUAUUCACUGGAUUGCUCCAGAGUAUUUUACAAAUGUUGAAAUGGCAAGAUCAUCUGUUCCUGCUGAUGUCUGGGCAUUCAGUACAACACUCUGGCAGAUUUUUGCUUAUGGAGAGCAUCCUCCAGAAUCAAGCAAUGUUGACAUGAUUAAGAAGCUCUACUCUUCUGGUAAGAUAUUACCUAAACCACAGUUGUGCCCAGAUGCAAUUUAUAACUUGAUGUCAGACUGCUGGGAUCUAGAUCCAUACAGAAGAAAGAAACCACAGGCUAUAAUGAGAGACAUUAAUCAGAUAUUGUAUGAAGUUUUCAACUCAAGAAGAGCUCAUUCCUAUGCAUCACCAUUUCCAAAACUUUUUAAGCCAUUUACAAAGGAUUAUAGCACUUCAAAGCUUAGUAUUUCAUCCAUGGGAACAGAAAUGACAGAUCUUGAUUAUCCGAGAGUCAAUGGGACUCUGGAUGGAGAUAAUGUGUCAAUAGGUGGUCUUUCAACACGAUAUAGUGGAGGCAGUAGCUUGGAAGGUGCGUGGUUACUAGACAGAGAAUCAAAGGACCAGUAUUCGGAAGAGGAGCUACUGACACCGGACAUAUCAUCUAUAUUAACAAAUUUCAACUUCCAACAAGAUAAUGCCUCUGUUGAUAGUGUUACCACAAUGCAAGCUAUAUUUGAACUGGAUGAAGACUACAAUGUUGUUUUACAAGGUAGAAUUGGACAGGGCUUUUAUGGAGAAGUAUACAAAGGUUCAAUGGAACGGGGUGGUGAUAUUGAGCCACAGUUAGUUGCAAUAAAAAAACUGAAAACGAGUGCCCUUGCCACAAGCAUGCAAGAUUUCGAGCGUGAGAUAGCUAUUAUGAAGACUGUGAAACACCCAAAUAUUGUUGAAAUAAAAGGAGUUAUUGAAGAACCUGAAAUUAGUCUUGUGAUGGAAUACGUUCAACAUGGAUCACUCCAAAGCUACCUCAAGAUACAUAAAGAAUCCCUAGAGGAUGGAAAUCUUUUAAAAUUUGCACUAGAUGUUGCAAAAGGUAUGGAUUACCUUGGAACAAAGAAUAUAGUUCAUCGUGAUUUAGCAGCAAGAAACAUCCUUGUCGCUAAUGAACACCACGUCAAAAUAUCUGACUUUGGUCUUGCUCAAUUUAUAGGCAACAGUGGAUACUACAAGAUGAAAACAAGCAGGGACCUUCCCAUCAAAUGGUAUGCACCUGAAAGUCUGAGAGAUGGGAAGUUUUCUCCUCAAUCAGAUGUUUGGUCAUAUGGAGUGACAUUAUAUGAAAUGUUUUCCCGUGGAGAAGAUCCUAUUCUGCCAGCUUGUAUCAACCAUCAAGAUCAACAGGCUCUGCUGACAGCACUUGAGAAUGGUGCACGCCUGCCGUGCCCAUGCAGCUGUCCACAAGAACUUUAUAUUAAGCUCAUGUGUCCGUGUUGGCAGGCUGAACCAUACCAUCGUCCAAAAUUUUCAGAACUUGUUAAAUGCAUUGAGGAUUUGAUGAUUCAUUACGAGUUGCAACCAGCAUUCUAGUCAGUUUUCAAAUUUUUAUACUGUGAUACAUUUGUUGAAAUUGGUGCAUAUUUUUCUGUGGUGCUGCAUUUAAAUAUUUUGUUCUUUGUGUGCAAAAUUAUGUACUGCUGUGCAGGAGAAGUGGCACAAACAUAUGAUUUUUUGUACAGUUUUGUUUUUUAUACCAUCAAUAUUGUUGCUCUUAUAAAUAUAUUGUGUUGCUCAUAUUGCUUUUUGAUAUAGUGUAUUCUUCAUAUAUGUAAAAACAAAGAUGAGGUGACUUACCGAACAAAAGCGCUGGCAGGUCGAUAGACACACAAACAAACACAAACAUACACACAAAAUUCAAGCUUUCGCAACAA
Molecule: messenger RNA, 3880 nt
Organism: Schistocerca serialis cubense
Lineage: Eukaryota; Metazoa; Arthropoda; Insecta; Orthoptera; Acrididae
Gene: hop
Product: tyrosine-protein kinase hopscotch
Exons: 17
Coding region: 168-3539 (1123 amino acids)
Biological process (GO): hemopoiesis; peptidyl-tyrosine phosphorylation; intracellular signal transduction
Cellular component (GO): membrane; cytosol; cytoskeleton
Molecular function (GO): non-membrane spanning protein tyrosine kinase activity; ATP binding; cytokine receptor binding
Source: RefSeq, a predicted model, not a curated record